AAUUUUCUCCAUAAGGAAGAGCAGCCCUCCCCCCAGACCGGAGAUAAAGCGAGGGGGGUGGGGGGAGUCCUGGGGACAUGGAGGAGAAAGCGGACACGGAGGUGGAGGAGGCUGGUCAGGUCUUCCUGCUGAUGAAGAAAGAUUACCGAAUCUCCCGCAAUGUCCGUCUGGCUUGGUUCCUUACAAAUCUCCACCAAUCCAUAUCUCCAGUCACUGAAUCUGAGCUGGGGCCACACGACCUGGAAGUGGUAAGUGUCAUUCCUCACGGGUGGCAGCCCGAUGAGCCCAUCCAGCCCGACCCGUAUCUUUUAGUGCCAACAACGUGGGUUACUUUCCUGGCACGGCGGUACCGCUUUGUGAUUGAGCUGGACCUCAGCCCUUCUACAGGGAUUGUGGAUGACUCCACGGAGGAGAUCAUUUUUGAUGAAAUCUUCCAUUCCCUCUCACGUUGCCUACUGGGGCUCCUCAGGCCGUUUCGUGUCCCCGGAUCUAACAUACUGUUCCGCCCUGAAAUCUUUGUGACAAUCCAGGCAUACUCCUCUAUCAUCGGACUGCAGAGCCAUCAGGUGCUGGUUCAGGGGUGUCAGCUGGAGGAGCAGAAGCUGCCGGAGUUCCUCCAACACGUGUACCUACAGCUCGGGACCUUUGAGAAUAAGAUCGCUGAGAUGCUGCAGCAACAGUACCGGCCACUCACUCAGGAUUGCUUACCUCAAUACGGAAAUCAACAAUCCGGCAAAAAGAUGGGCGUUUCCAUGGUGACUGCCGACAUCGGCUUAGUUAGUAUGAUACGGCAGGGGAUCCUUGCCUUACAGCUGCUACCUGCCAACUCCAGUGCGGGAAUUAUUGUGAUCACAGACGGGGUCACCAGCGUCCCAGACGUGGCGGUCUGCGAGACUUUGCUGAACCAGCUGCGCAGUGGAACCAUAGCCUGCUCUUUUGUCCAGGUUGGUGGUGUAUACUCCUAUGACUGCAGCUUCGGUUACAUCCCUAACGUAGAGUUGAUGAAGUUCAUUGCCAUGGCAACCUUGGGAUCCUACCUCUCUUCCUGUCCUGAAGUAGAGACUGGACAGGCGGACAUGAAUGUUUAUCACAAAGCGUUCCUGCCGUAUUCCUUCCUGCGCACGGGGGAGGCGCUGAAUCCUGAGUAUUACUGCGGCUCCCAGCACAAACUGUUCAAUGAGCACCUGGUGUCGGCAAGCAGUAACCCCGCACUCGCCACACGGCGGAGGAAGCAUGCAGAGAAGGAGCUGCAUGCCGACAUUGUCAGCGUGGUAUCCGUGAGGCUCCGAGAAGGGUACAGCAUUCGGGAGAUCCGCAUUACAAAAGCUUUGCUGGAGGUAAAACUGGUUCUGCUGUGGAAGCAUAACAUGCGCGUUGAGUACCUAGCAAUGGCGGCGUGGCCACUGGAUGCCUCCAAGCGCAGCACCAGGGUGGAGGUCGUAAUGGAAGGGAGCUAUGAUAUACUGCACGAUAUCAGCUGCACGCUGAAGAAACCCAUCACCAGCAUUUACAGGACCAGCGUCAUACGGCGAUUCUGGUACACCCUCCAGAGCAUCAGUCAGACAGAUCAGAUGUUGGUACAUCUCAAGUCAUUUGACACUGUGCCCGAGCAUUACAAAAUCCCAGAGAGCACCAAGAACGGGGUGCCCCUCUUCUAUAUCCCACCUGGAUCCACAACCCCGGUGUUGUCACUGCAGCACAGUGACUCUGACUCCUGCCAUUCCCAGUUUGCCUCUUACUGGAAGCCGAUUCUCUCAAUGGAUGCCAACGUCUGGCAACGCUGGCUGCAUGUGCACCGCCUUGUGUUACUCCUGGAACACGACAUGCCUGUUCCUAAGCACCUCCAUACCCCGGGGAACAACGGGCGAUACAGCACAGUUCUCUGCCGCAUCUCUCACACAGCCCUCACUUCCCUGUUACGAGACUGGAGCAGCUUCGUGCUGGUGGAGAGUUAUUCCUACGUCAAGUUAAUGCUGAGUGAUGUCAGUCAGACCCCUGCCUCAUUCUGCGUAGUGCGGAUCAUCUGGAAAGCUCCCUGCAUGGUGCUCAGGCUGGGAUUUCCUCUGGGAACUCCCGCAAACUGCAGAAACCAGAUCGUGGAGGAGCUGAGGGACCGGAUUCUUCAGCUGCGCUUCCCCCAGAGGGUGCAGAGCAAAGAGACCACACCCCGAGUGAAGAGGAAGAUGUUUGGCAUUAGCUCCCCUUCUAAGUCUCCACCACCACAGGUGCCACCGCCAGCCUUUUCGGACCGCUGCUGCCUGGUCUUACUGCACAAACCGCUGGAGAAGCUGCUCAUCAAGUAUGAUAAGCUGCCUCUGGAUUACCGAACCCCAUUCAUCCUGAACCUGGAAAGUCUGGCACAGCACACUUCAGUGCCCGGACCCCCCAUUACCAACCGCUCUGCCUCCUCCACACUGGCAUCGCUCUCCCGCUACUUCUACCAUCAGAGGUGGAUCUGGUCUGUGCAGUCAAGUCUGACGGCCACGGUGCCCAUCAUGGCCAUGGCACAGAUCCUCUCCACUCUUACAGAGAUCCGACUCUCGGAGGGCUUCCACUUUGCUUCUAGUGGAGAAGGGAUCAUAAACAUGGUCUUGGAGGUCCCCAUUCAGAGUGAUUCUGUAGGUGAAGGCAGUAUAGAGAAACACAGCUGUAUCAUCCAGUACAUUCUCUUUCCUCCACACGUGACCUCUACCAAGGACAGCUUCUCCACGGAUGAGGAUAACGACACAGAGGUGGAAGCCAUAGAACAGGACACGGAGCUGCACUUGGUGUCUGAGUGUUGGGUGGAGCCGCAGAUUGGCUACGUUAUGGGGACCUGCGAGAGCUGGAAACACCUACACGGCCUUACGUACUCUGAGAUUCCACAAGCACUAUUCCCCCGUGAUCAGAGCUGUAUCGGCGUCAUGUUAACUUUUGAAUACAUCGUACAGCUCUGCCGAAACAAAGAUGGCAGCUCCCCCACCCUGGCUAAAACUGAGAGUCCAGACCCCCCAGAGAGCAGUGGUCUGUGCAUUCGGGAGGUCCCGUUUCACUUUGGAUUGAUGAAGCUGCUGCCUAAAUGCCAACAGAUUGAGAUGUUCUUUUUGACGCUGAGUAGAGCGGAGACAGAGAGCCAGGCGACAGAGGCCUCUCUGCCCAAUGAUAUGCUGCUCAACUUAUUUCACAACUGCCUUCAGAGUGACCUCAACGAUCAGGAGAUUCCACUUGACGGUCAGGACCACCUGACGUUCAUGGAGCACGUUCUACAGCGGGAUCGCGAGGGAAAUCCAGCACCAUUCUCAUUUUCCCAAGAGGGAUCUUUGAGAAGCUCUGUCCCCUCCGAGGCUGCAGACUCUUCCUCUUCCUCACAUGUUAGUCACCGCGAGCCUUCAAAUUCAACCAGCACUGUACAGAGUCCAUGCCCCGUAGAAGAGAUGGAUGACAGCAGAGUUUUGUCCAGCACCGAGGGGCACCCGCAGUGGCGCUGCUAUGUCCGGUUGGUGAAUCCACAGCAUCUGCUGCUGACGUUCCUCCCAGCGACCUUCUCUGACGUACAGAAGCUGACGACUCCUCCAGAUGUUUCCCUGUCCUCAGCGGAAAAUUCCGUAUGCAGCGCCUCUACAUUAGCAACCCCACAAUCUAGCGCUGGAAUUCCCACACUGAGCGUCACUCCCGCAGUGGGUAAUGGAUAUGAGGUAGAGCACAGGAGGGAAACGCACAUCUCCUUCAGCCGGCAGUCGUCUCUACAAGACAUGAGCGCUGGCCGCCGCCUGCGCUGCCCGGUGUAUGUGUAUAAUUGCCCUCUGGAAGCUCUCCGGGAGCAGCUAGUCAGUCCUCGGCAGCAGAGAUUGUCCUGUGACGUCUUUUUUAGCGAGUAUAAGCAGGAGUCAGUAUCGUGGGGAAUCUUUCAAGAAUUGAAAACCAGGUCUUCAUCACAGGAGCGGCCGUCUGCAAGUACUUUUAUACACCACAGGCAAAAGGAACUCGUCAACUAUUGCAACUUGCUCCAGGAACACUAUCACCAGUGCUAUGUAAAAGGCUUGUUCAAGGCUCUGCAGCAAUCUCUGUGGGUGUCCCACCAAGAUCUCCUGACAGCGGUUGAUUAUUGUGAGGAGCAGCUGCAGGAGAUAGACAUCACCAACUUCCUGAUGACCCUUUGCGGGCACCUCCACAGCUUCCGAGAGUCACAGCCGGUACCCGGUUGCUCUCACAGCGGUCGGCCACCCAAAGCUAGCUUCCGUAUCGGCAGCCUAGAGCAAGAGGAGGAGCUGAGUGCCCGAGACAGUUCUGUGUUGCACUCCGAGUCCAGUGUGGAUAUAGAGGAGUGCGCUGAACAAGAAGUCCAUGAAGUGUCUAUUCCAGAACCGAGCAGUCAUUCAGAUUUCCAGCUGUCUCUUUUGGAAACCGGGCAGCCAUGUGAGGUGUCUCCAGACCUCCACAGAAUCAUCCAGGAUAAAUUUCUUGCCAUCGGAAGUCUUCAUUUCAAGACCGUGCCAUCGAACCCUCACUAUUUCUUCUUCUGUCCAUCUUCUCAGAGGAGAGAGGAGGAUACCACCCGUGAGGCGGAAGAUAGAAAGACCAGUGAGGACAUGGAAGCCUCAGAAGCGGAACAGGCCAACGAGGAGGGUAAUAUAUCGACAGGGGCCAUCACCACUGAGAGCGACUCCGACCUGGAGGUUGAAUAUCGAGAGCAUUCGGAUAACGCAGAGUCCUUGUCGGGAUCGGAGACGGUGAACCAAGAUGACGACUCCUUCAGCGUGUUGGGAGGGGACUCUCUGAAUGGCCAAGACCUUUCAGAACAUGAGAUGCCUCCUCUCUUUGUGCACCUCAUCUGCUCUGUGACCAAUAAGAAUCAGCAUGGAUCCAUGCCAGUGCUGACGCUGCCCACCUGCCUUGGUGAAGUUAUCGGCUGCCUGGAGAACAGCGAGACGCUGCAGAGCAUCUCGCUGGCCGAUCUGAGCGUCAUGCUGGACAUAUACGUCCUGACAUUACCACUGGAAAUUGAUGGGGUAAACGAAGACUCACAGCACACCCGGUACACCUCCGAGAGCAGCGUUUCCUACCCUCGCUCCCCUGCACUGCCAUCCUCCUACCGCUCCGACGAGGAAAUACCGCCUACGUUGGAGAGAUUCCUGUCCAAUGGGGACCAGAGGUUCUCUGCCUUAUCCCGGCUUCCAGCAGAACACAGGCAGGCCAUAGAGGUUACCAUGAGUGAGAUCCGCUGGCUCCUGGAGGAUGAGCUGGUGUCGGCCCUGCGUCACUCCCGCCUCAUCACUCGCUCCGUCUUACAGAAGGUCCUUUCCCAUGUCUGUGAGUCAAAGCAGCGGCCGCACUGCCACAGGGAACUGGUGAAGCUCCAGUUUGUGUUUGGCCCAGAAAAAUCCCUAGAGAGGUUUAAAGAGGAGUUUCACCGCCUGUCCCUGCCGGGCUACCAGCUGAACGAGGAAGAGGAGGAUUAUUACUACGUCUCUCUGAACCGGCUGCAUGCCCAUAGAGUAGAGAACGUCGGGUCACAACAUCUUAAUGUGCAAGGACAGUCACCCUGGCAGGACUCCGAUGGUGGUACUGCCACUGAAAGUGUAGAGGACGACAUUGAGCCCAAAAUGCCACCAAAGAGUUGUCUUUCUGUAGACAAGAUGGAAGAGGAUGCUGGUGAAUGGGCGGCAUCUGCUAUGGAGGUGUCCGAUAGCGACGUGUCUUCCGUGAUUUCGGGGAUCUGCACCUUGGACCAGGGGGGCAAAGCUGCUAUUGAAGCUUCUUUGGCUGACCGAGUCCUCACGCCACAUAAAACGUCCUCUAUGGUCAGCCUCCCCGAAUCCGUGCAGUCCUCCACCGUGACUAGCACAGGUGGGUCUCGGCCGCGUCCCAGUCGUGUCCAGAGCCUGGUCUCCAGUCAUGGCAGUAUGGACUCCGACCACUUAGGGUACGACGCUGGCAGCAGCGACUCGGAGUGUGAGGACGCACUCAUUAGUGAGCAGGAUUCACGCUCUCCGGUGAUGCCAAAGUUUUGGCUUAUUGUGAAGAUUCACCAAGACUGGGUGGAAGUGUGCACUCACGCCAGUGCCGGGGCUGCCCGGGAAGUGGAAGAGCUAGGGGAGAGUCAGCGGCUGCACCAGCUGGUGGUGAGGAAAGUGGGAGAGAUCUGCCGUGUGGUCAACCAGCGUCUCCUGCUACAAAAUCUCCAUGACACUCACCAGUGCCACAAUCUGCUGGUGGCAGAGAGCGAGGAUGAUCUGUGGAAGAGUGAGAGUCCCUACACAUCCAAGUGGCAGAGGAUGGUCACUAAUGAAGAUUACCCUGGAGAGGAGGACUACCUGGCCGCCACCAUGCACUUCAUGCCAGGAUACUUUGCCUGCGACGUGGUGUGGAGCACGGUGAUACACAUCCACCCCCGGCUUAAGAUGGGACCCAACCUGAGAGCCCUCCAGUCCCUGCACUCCGUCCUCAGUGCCUUCUCCGUUAGCAACAGGAAGAACAUGUUUGUAUAUCAGGAACGUUCCACCAAAUCAGUGUUCUAUCUCCGACUCUCUGAGACCUCCGGCAAUGGCCGGCUGUGGGAAAUGGACUUGUCCCAGUCAAUGAUGUCACGUUCCUUAGCUCUAUCUCAUAGCCAGGAGCCAGCUUUCUCAGACGAUAUGAUGGGCAGCCGUUUGUCUUUGGACCUGUCCUCUUCACGAAAUUCAGACUCUGGAAGACCGGUGGGGCAGAUAGAUAAGCAUAUUCUGCUCUUGGUGCAUGGCGUUGGAGAAGCAGGCUCUGAAAUCACUGAUGACUUGGUGAAGGUUCUAAGGAAGCGUCUUGAUGAGACCACAUUAGACAUUAUUACUGUCAUGCUGCAGCGGAACUGCAAACUGACGCCAGCAGAUGUGGAGUUUAUCCAGCCCAGAAGAACAGCCCCAACUGAAGUGCUGCUGUUUACAAUCCCACAAUCCUCUCUGCCGUGUCUUCAAGCUAUGGCCUACUACUUGCGUCAGAACCUGCUCAUCUUUCUCCAUACACCCAAGUACACCGAUAGUAAUGGAGAACAUCACUUCCAGCAUUAUUAUCACAACUCCCUUCCGGAACUGGACCUGUUCUUGUAUAAUAAGCCUGGAGGACAAGGCACAGGAGGGAAAGGGAUUGCCUGCAUUGCGCUUUCAUUUGUGGAUCAGCACGGGGCGCUGGUGACGCAGGCGUACGGGCAGCGUUCCGGACCGCCUCUUGUUUGCCCCUCUACAGCGUCUCAUCUGCUCAGCUUCAGCACAUUUGAGUCUCUGACUAAAGUCAGCAGGUUUAUGCCGGAUUCCAGUGCCGACACUUCAGCUUCCCUUACCUUAGUGCGCUUUGACAUUUGGGAGAAGGGCAACAUCAGCUCCUCCCAGUUAUCCGAGCGGCUCUCCAAUUCGCUGCGCCACGCGCUCUGUGAUGUCAUCAUCGAGUUUCACAUCCUGCAGAUGCCCCUCUGUGUGGAUCCCGUGGGCCCCGCCGAACAGGAAGUUGCAAUAAACGGAAAGGGCCCAACCCAGUCGCAUCCUGAUACAAGGGAACUGACUACGUCGUCUAACAAAUCCUGCCCUUCCCCGAUUAGCCUCCCGCCAUCCGUGUCGCAAUCUGGCACAGACCCAAGCACCCCUCCCAGUAAAACCGGGCGCAGGAGCUUCUGGGAUAUGCUGAGUAAACCGGACAAUGCUGAGCUGGGACCCCCGAAAACCACCGACGAUAUAGUUUGUGAACGCACAGAGGAACCGCGGACAAGGCGGCGGCAUAAGACGGAGAGUCUUAAGGUCCCAAGUUGCCCUGACAGGCCUGGUAUCCGCAUGGAGCACGCACAGAGGAAGCGCCAGGUACAGCUGGAGGAGGGCGAAGUGGGCUUCCUGCACCCGUUAUACAGUCAGACUUGUCUACAGUGGAUGAAUUUCAUGAAUCAGCUAGGCUGUCCGUCCAUCCAGCUCUGCUCCGCUCAGACGGUGUCCCGAUUUCUCCUUCCCUCCGUUCUGACUGAGCUCUUCAAUGUCAUCACGUCUCUGGCCAGUGACACCAAUGUCAGAGUGUUUGAAAAAACCAUUGGCUCCGAUGGACCAGUGUUUGUGCCUUAUUCUGCCAACCAGCACAGCCCAGCUCGACCUGCAGCUGCCCGCGAGAUGAUCCUGCUGGGGCGGAACUUCCGCCAGUGGAGAUACAGCACUGAACAGGUGUAUUCAAGUGAGGAGGAGGAGGAGGCGGAGGAUGAGGAUAAGGAAAAAAAUAAUGAUGAGGGCUGCAAGUUGGACAGGUCUCAAAAAGGAUUCCAACGCUUUGAGGCCAUGGAAUUGAACUCCGUUGAGCGACCUUUGGACAUAUCCACUUCAAUCUGUAGUUUAAUUCCCCGGCAGAGGUUCCUGUUGAUUGAAAUACAGGACAAAAAGCUGACCCUGUACACCUACAACUGGUCCUCCGACCUGGGGGCAUCACUGAGUCGUUCCCUGGUGCGUUUAAUCCAGUGGCAGAAUGCUCGGGCUCACGUGGUGCAUUGUCUCCUGAGCCAGAAGUUAGGGCUCUUCCAUCACUACUGUUUCUCCGACACCCCUUGGCACGAGGAUAGUAAGCAGGAUCCCAACCCGUUCCUAAACUCCACUUUAGAGGUCGAUGCCCUUAUCAGAAGCUCUACGCCACCGCCUUACAAAGAGCAGACGCGGUUGGGAAACUCUGCCCGCAGCCUCCCGAGCUUACACUUUCCCCCGGACAUUGUGCCUUUCGAUGAGGUUCUCAGGGAUGUCAUGCCUAUUAAACCCCUGCAUCUCUCCCCUGAGGUGGACACAGUGUCAUGCCAUGGAGCUCAGUUCUUGGAGAUUAAAAGCACGGAACGAAGAGAGAUGGAGAAACAGCUUAAGAUUGAAAACCUCUUUGUGACGUGGCAGCAGAGGUCAGCCCAGUCUAAUAUGCCAAUCAGUGCUGCAGACUUAGACACCCUGAAACAGUCUGCUCGGCUGGUUCACUACUGCGCCACCCCUCUGCUGUUUGAUCCGUCGUUCCAAGCGCAACUACAGAGCGACCAGAGCAGGAGUGAGGGCAAGAAACGACACCAAUCUAAUGACUCUGGUGCGUCCGGCAGAGAUCGCAGUUACAGCUGCGACUCGAACGAUAUGCCGAUCAGCAAAGCGAAGGAGGAGCCGUGGCUGCAGGAGCUAUGCACGGCAUUUAUGCAGCAGUACAUCCAGUACCUGCAGAGCACCGGCUUUAUCCUGGUACAGCUCCGCCCUGCCUCUCCCAUCCGCAGCACGGCACGUAUUAGACCUGCGACCUCAUUGGCCCUGGAAAACAGAACCUCCAAGCCCAAAACUGAGGGUAGCCCUAAGAGUACAAUUUCUACAGUUACCACUUACCACCUGCAGAGGGCGCUACCUGGAGGAAUCGUGCUAAUGGAACUUUCCUUCCAGGGAUGCUAUUUCUGCGUGAAGCAAUAUGCUCUGGAAUGUUCCCGUAUACCAAUGGGCCAGUCUGUCAACUCACAGGGCACACACUCCAUCCGAAAUAAUUGCAAGAGUACCGCUGAAAGUGCCUCCGAGUCUGCGUUGUCCAUGCUUUUCACAGAGGAGUGUGACAAGGUCCGUGACCUAAUGCACGUCCAUUCCUUCAGCUACGAUUUCCACCUCCGAGUCCUACACCAGUAUCUGCUAGGUUCCAGCAUGUGUUUACGCCAGGGAUACGACCUUUCAAGCUUCCUACAGCUCUUCAUCUCCCAGCACCCUGAUAUCCCCAAAUAUGGACGCAACCACGUGUAUCAGGGAAUGUUGUCUGUUCCCACGGAGAUCAUCGCUGCCCAUCAGCUGUACAAUUACAUAGCGGAUCAUGCAAGCACUUAUCACAUGAAGCCUUUACGGAUGGUUCGCACCUCUCUUCUUGGGAGUAACGGAAAGAAAAGCGUAGCUGGAGAACAAAACGAGUAUGGCUUGGUCUCCAUCUGGAACAGCUCGGGCUCGUACAAGGACUCAGAGGGUGCCCGACACCACGACGAUUUUGACGUUUCAUUGUUGGUGUGCCACAGUGCUGUGCCGUUCGAGGAGCAAACAGAGCAGGAGAGACACUUCCUGAGACUUCGCUUCUAUGUCAUCAUGACGAGCCAGCGCGAGCUCUUUCCACGUCUUACAGCUGAUAUGCGUCGCUUCAAAAAGCCACCGAAGCUUCAGAGGGAUGCACAGGACCUGGACGGAGAGCCGGAGCUUGAAAAGUGCCAAAGAGUGGAGCUAGAGAACCAGGAAGAUGUCCUAGAGGGAGAGCCGGGAAGGAAUGGUUCCGGCACCCUGUGUAAUCCACAUCUGUUCCCGCUGCUGGGUACAGAAGUGAGCGCCGCUAAAAGACAGCUGAUUGAGAUGGUGCAGCUCGCAAAGUGCCAUUGCCGCAGAGAUAACCUGUGGAAACGCCUUUACCUCCUGGAGCCACUCUCCUCCGACAAACUGCGGCUGGGCAAGCUCAGCUCCAGUGAACUAAAGGAACUACUUGACGCCGUGCACGGGAGGAGUGUGGCAGAGAUCGACCCACAGCUGGAUUUCCUCCUCUCAAUGAGUGUUCAGUGGUAUCAGAGUCUUAUCAAAGUCCUGCUGAGCCGCUUUCCCCAGAGCUGCCGCCACUUUCACAGCGCAGACAGCAGCACCCAGUACCUGGUGGUCCUCAAUCAGAAAUUCACGGAUUGCUUUGUGCUGGUAUUUCUAGAUACGCAUUCGGGUAAAACGAGCCUGAAGGUCGUGUUCCGAGAGCCGUUUCCGGAGCAGCCACAGAACAGCGAGAGCCCUUUACCUCAGCUGGUGUCCACGUACCACCACCUGGAGUCUGUUAUAAACACCGCCUGCUUCAACCUGUGGAGCGGCUUGCUCUGACGCCCCCUUCCCCGCUCAGCACCCGCAAUUACAUUAGAUCGGCACCUGGAGAUUCUGUGACCUCUGCAUUCUGCUUAGGGAGCGGGUUGUUCUGACGCCGCUGCUCAAUUAAACAAACGCACAGCGAUAGUGCUGCAUUUGGCCUGUGAAACUCAAGAGGGCAAAUAUUUGUUUUGGUAGCGCAUUCUGGAAUUCUAAAGCGCAGCAGCCUGUAGGAUGGAACCGGGAGGAUAGCGAAAUGCUCCAGACAUCAUAAUAAAUGGACUUUAUGAAAAAUGAAAGUUUCACUUUCCCGUGAAGCAACAAAAUGGAACCAUAUGCUGCUAAACUUCCGCUUUUCAUCAUCACGAGAGGAAACGGAGUGACUGGUAACCUGGCAUUAAGAAGCCGACAGAGUUCCUGUUACAAACUAUUUGUUUAUUUUAAACUUAAACCUGAAGAAGCCCAAUUUUGGAGGUAAUUACAAGAUGUAAGAUUUUAUGUAAAUGAUAUGUAUAUGUAAUAGAAAAAUCUUAAUUAUUUGAAUAAAUUGAAAGUAUCUUAUACGAAUAA
Pseudophryne corroboree (corroboree frog) is the source of this 11363-nucleotide messenger RNA. It is a transcript of the gene SZT2, whose product is annotated as SZT2 subunit of KICSTOR complex. The transcript is spliced from 74 exons. Bases 78 to 10811 code for a protein of 3577 amino acids. The record is from RefSeq and is a predicted model, not a curated record. Gene Ontology annotation, cellular component: peroxisome. NCBI's taxonomy places the organism in Eukaryota, Metazoa, Chordata, Amphibia, Anura, Myobatrachidae.